AUGGCGAAACCUAUAUUCUGUGCCACGCACCCACGUGCCUGUAGUACAGCUUUUGAACGUGUGUUCAUGACCAGGAAAGAUUUGACCUGUGUCCAUGAACCUUUUGGCGACGCAUUCUACUAUGGUCCGGAGAGGAUGAGCGUUCGCUAUGAAGAUGACGAAGAUACAAGGAAAGCAUCGGGAUACAGCGACUCGACUUACAAAACAAUCUUUGAUCACCUGGAACGCGUGGGAACCGAGGGGAAACGCGUCUUUAUCAAGGACAUCCUCCAUUAUCUGGUUCCUCCCGACCAGCAGCCUCCGAAAUUGGCUCCAUCGUUACAGUCAGUGAAGCGAGGCAUCGGAACUCAGAAGAUGACCAACAACAUCAAUGGGGUCAACGGUGCCAACGGCGUGAACGGAACCCAUCAUGUGAAUGAUACUCAUGGCACCAAUGGUGUCAACGGUGUCAACGGUGUGAACGGAACUCACCACGUCAACGGGAUCAACGGCGUGAAUGGUGCUCAUCAUGUGAAUGGUGUAAAUGGAACCAACGGCGUUAGCAAGAAAGCACCGUUUCCAUUUCCGACGGAAGGCGAACCGGGAAAUCCUACAAUCGUCCCCAAAGCCUUGCUCGACAAAUUCCAUUUUACGUUCCUCAUCCGAGAUCCCCACUCCAGCAUCCCUUCCUACUAUCGCUGCACCAUUCCACCACUGGAGGACCUGACGGGAUUCCACGAGUUUUACCCGAACGAGGCCGGAUAUGACGAGCUUCGACGCUUUUUUGACUAUGCCCGGGAGGUUGGGUUGGUGCGAGACAGGAAAGACGGGCUGAAGAAUGGAAUACAGAGUGGUAAUGUCAUGAAUGGUGCCGCCGAUGUGCCUGAAGUGUGUGUCGUCGAUGCCGACGAUCUGUUGGACGAUCCCGAGGGUGUUCUCCGGGCUUACUGUCAGAGCGUGGGGCUUGACUUUCAUCCUGACAUGCUGAACUGGGAUAACGAGGAGGAUCAGCAGCGUGCGAAGACUGCGUUCGAGAAAUGGAAGGGCUUCCAUGAGGACGCCAUCGACUCAACAGACCUCAAGCCGAGAACUCACAAGAAAGCACCAAAGACCGAAGAACAAUGGGAUGCUGAAUGGAAGGAGAAAUACGGGGAAGAAGCGGCCAAAGUGAUCCGGAAGACCGUCGACGACAAUAUGGCCCACUACCUUCACCUGAAGCAAUUUGCCUUGAAGCCAUGA
Messenger RNA from Fonsecaea erecta, 1218 nucleotides. RefSeq lists its product as hypothetical. The record is from RefSeq and is a predicted model, not a curated record. The transcript is spliced from 5 exons. Lineage: Eukaryota; Fungi; Ascomycota; Eurotiomycetes; Chaetothyriales; Herpotrichiellaceae. Bases 1 to 1218 code for a protein of 405 amino acids.